AUCACGCGAUCGAUUUUAGACCACAUUGAUGUGUCAGGCAUCCCAGUUAAUCAAUCUGAAAUCUUCUGUAGUGGUGAAGCACCUGAAUGAAUCUUUAGAUACUUACGAAGUACAGGUUAGGAAUUCUUAGCCAAAGCUCAGCUAAGCAGGUGUACUAAAACUCUUUGAUGGGAGCAACAGACUACAGAUCUUCAGAAUAGCCGAGACCUUCCUAUCGGUAACAAAGACGGCAGCAUGAACACCAGAAGGGAAUGAUUUACAACAGAUACAGCUGUGUCAUUUAGAUGACUUGGUAAUCUUAUCUCGAAAUGGAAAUGCAAGACGUUUGCCAGGAUGGAGCAGAGGUGCAUGGAAGAGAAUCAAGUGACACGCUUUGGUCACUCGUAAAAGACUUCUGCGACUACACAUCUGCUCAUGGCCUGGGAAGGAUAAUGGCCGCCACACACUGGACUCGGACUGUGUUUUGGACGAUGCUGUUAUUAGGGGCAACGACGAUCAUGACGGUACAAGUCCACACUUUGUUCCAAAAAUACCAAAGACGGCCGCUCACUACCUUGGUGACAGUAGAAACAUCCACGAGUCUUCCAUUUCCAGCUGUAACUUUCUGCAACUUCAAUGCAAUCAAAAACGAUUCUCUUCAAGCAGCAAAGGAUACGGACAUGGAACUUUUCAACCAACUGUUUGCAAUUGAACUUGGAGCAAGGAAUGCCUCCUUAAGGGCUCACAGUAGAAAACGAAGAGCCAAUGAUGGCCCUAAACAAGUACAAAGCACCCAACCAACUCCUGGCAGAUCUGACGAAGAUGAUGAUGAUGAUGAUGAUGAUGACGAUUCAGACGAUUACCCUGACGACGAUGAUGAUUUCUGGGAUGACGAGGAGAGUAGAGAGUUUCAGGAUCCUGCUAAGAAAGAGCCGCGUUUCCUGAAAAGCGAGCAAAUGGCCGUUCUUAUGGCCACGAAACAGGAACGUCUUUUAAGUACGAUGGGUCAUCUUUUUGAGGACAUGGUGUUGUCGUGUACUUACAGAGGUGUUCCGUGUCGAAACUUCACAUCAUUUUUUUGGAAGAGUUUUUGGCAUUACAAAUACGGUAACUGUUACACGUUUAAUAGUGGCAAAACAAGCUCUGGAUCAAAUGCACGCGUAUUAAAAUCCAACAAGCCAGGACCAUCACAUGGGCUUAACUUAGAGCUCAACAUUGAGCAAGAAGAUUACAUCGGUGUUUUGGCUCCAGAAGCAGGAAUCAGAAUGGAUAUCAGCACUCAGGGCGAGAUGCCAUUUCCACUGGAGAGAGGAGUGAGUCUGGCUCCGGGAUAUGCCACAAUGAUUGGACUGAGAAAGGAAAUGAUAAACAGGGAAGAUCCCUUCGAGAGCAAGCGUUGUUUACAGACCGUCUCCAGUGAUAAAUCGAACUUGUACACAAAACACUUUGGAGCAGUCUACUCCGCAACGGCUUGCAAAGAUUCCUGCUUGGCGUACAAUCAACUUAAAGAGUGCGGAUGUAUGGAAUACAGAUUCCCUGGAAGUUCAUCGUACGGGAUCUGCAGCGUGACAGACAAAUUGACAAGCAAAUGUCUCAGCAAAGUCCAGAAGAAAUUCAGAGAAAACAAAUUGAAUUGCACUGACUCUUGUCCACCACCAUGCAGGGAGGAGGGUUUUAAGAUGAGUACUUCGUUUGCUAUCUGGCCAUCUGAGAGAUUUGAGCCAAUCUAUACAGAGGAGUUAAGGAACAAAAAGAAGCUGGUUACCAAAGAUGGAUCGCACAGAAAAAAUGUUUGCAAGUUACAAGUCUUCUAUGAGGAGCUUAACUUGGAGGUGAUAACAGAACGGCGGUCGUAUGAGAUUGAGGACUUCGUGUCCGACAUUGGCGGUCAGUUGGGUCUGUGGAUUGGAUUCUCUGUACUGACUGUGGCUGAGUUCCUGGAGCUAUUCAUGUUGCUAUUCCACGCAGCGCUUAAAAUCUGCAGAGCCAAGAAAACACCCGAGCCAAAUAACAACCCAUAUCGGAUCUAAAGGAUAGAGAAAAUCCUGUACUUUCGUCUAAUCUGUUCAUCUUCAUUUGUUACUUUUGAAAGCGUAGUUUAUACAUAGCCAAAGAGGCGCUAAUUUAUUAUUUAUUUUCGGUUUGAAGAAAUUGAAAAAGACAGAUUAUCUAAACAAUUGACAUGGAAAAUAAAAUAACUCAACGACAUCAAGCUUCAUCAAGUUGUUUAAAACAUGCAAUGGACAAAUCAUGCAUUGAACUACAAGCUGAUCAGCUGUUAUUGUUGGUAGACCGUCCAAGUGACGGAUCGUCUUGGUCCUUUGGAAAGAAAUACAAUAGCAAAGAUGAUGGUAAUCAGCUAUAGCAAAAUAUUUGCCGAGUUUGCAACUGGAGAGAGGUACAAAAUGGACAAAUGUUGCUCUGUACACAAGAUUAAGUCAACGAAAAAAAAUUACAAAAAGCUAUUUAUUGCAAGUUGUAAACCCGUAUUACUAUAUGUUGUACGCUUUGCUGGCUCCUCUUCCGGUUUUCUUUUUUUCUGAGUUCCUGCUGCUAAAGCCAAAAUUUCUGCUGGCACUCCAAUUCAGUUUGACAGGGGCGGGGUCUCCCAUAUACAUGAUAAUUUGAUAUGGUAACUACAUGGUACCAAUUAAAGUAGCUUAAACGAAAAGAAAGGCCUGUUAUUUGUUUUUUUGUUUAACGUUCAGCCCAGUGAGAACUUCUACGGCUUAGAGCUUGAAAUAAUUCAAAUAUGGGAACAAACUAGGGGGAUUUUUAGGGGGAUGAUUAGGUGGCGGGUUUACUUAGAAGGGGCCCUUGUGUUCUUUUGUAUGCCCACCUGCCUCAUGGCGAAUCUAUAAAAUAAAAAUAAAAUAAAUAAAAUAAACUGUUGACAGAACUGAGAAAAGGUGAUUGGAAAUAUUUUUAAUAAAAUAAUUCAUAAGCAUAUAUUUUAACAAAAUGUUUAUCUAUUAAAUUUUUUCUUCUUGUAAGUCAUGGAUCAGGAAGUGAACUGUGAUCGGUAGAUGCAAUUACAAAGAAAGAAUAUAAAAAAGCAAACAGCUAAUU
Messenger RNA from Orbicella faveolata, 3048 nucleotides. RefSeq names its product epithelial sodium channel subunit alpha-like. NCBI's taxonomy places the organism in Eukaryota, Metazoa, Cnidaria, Anthozoa, Scleractinia, Merulinidae. Gene Ontology annotation, molecular function: ligand-gated sodium channel activity. Gene Ontology annotation, biological process: sodium ion transmembrane transport. The record is from RefSeq and is a predicted model, not a curated record. Gene Ontology annotation, cellular component: plasma membrane.